CCCCUCAUCCUCCUCCUUUUCCUCCUUCUCCUCCUCGUCCCCUUCCUCCGUCACCUCCUCCUGCUACGGCUGCUGCUUUUCCUCAUCCUCGUCCUCUUUUUCCUCCUCCCACUCCCCGAGGAUGAUGAUGAUUAUGUGGACCUGGGCGCAGCCAUUUUGACUUUCUAUUCAGUUUUGGUGGAUCUAUUGGGCCGCUGUGCACCGGACGUGGACACUACAAAAAGCGAAUCAGUCCGAGGUCGGGCUAUCCUACAGUCUCUUGUCAGCAUGCAAGACCUCGAAGGUGUCCUCUCUCUGCGUUUCAUUCUGCCGCCGCCGAAACUCGAGAUGCAGGUAAAUGCUGAGGGUAUAGAAGUCUGGGUGGACAAAUCAUCGAUGCCGCCGGGUCUUCUGCCAGAACAUAAGGCCUCGGUUGUACGCUUCAUGGAACGUGUCUACGGGCUCUCCGAUGCGGACACCUUUGUGCGUCUCCUGGAGAAUGCCUUCUUGCCAGACAUGCGAGCAGUGACUCUUCUGGACUCUGCCCAAACCGGACAGGCUGCCAGUGACAUGACGCUGGCCCUCUAUCGCUACAUAUGCGGUGGGGUUCUGCCCCUCCUCACUCGUUACGCCCACUUCCUCUCCGUGAACGAUGUCGCU
This is a messenger RNA of Dibothriocephalus latus, 639 nucleotides long. The record is from the annotation of a GenBank genome assembly. Lineage: Eukaryota; Metazoa; Platyhelminthes; Cestoda; Diphyllobothriidea; Diphyllobothriidae.